Molecule: messenger RNA, 1161 nt
Organism: Scleropages formosus (Asian bonytongue)
Lineage: Eukaryota; Metazoa; Chordata; Actinopteri; Osteoglossiformes; Osteoglossidae
Gene: dmbx2
Product: diencephalon/mesencephalon homeobox 2
Exons: 4
Coding region: 46-888 (280 amino acids)
Biological process (GO): regulation of transcription by RNA polymerase II
Molecular function (GO): DNA-binding transcription factor activity, RNA polymerase II-specific; RNA polymerase II transcription regulatory region sequence-specific DNA binding
Source: RefSeq, a predicted model, not a curated record
UUGUCUUCCAGUGUUGCCAAACUCAAAAUUUUCUCGAGGGUUAUCAUGUACUCGUACUUGUGCAGCAGUAUAAAUGAGCUUCCCAGCGCGUGUCCGCCGCUUGCCCCUGUGUACGCGCAAGCCAUCACACUCAGCCUGCACGGCCUCGGCCCGCUCGCUAUCCUGCACGAGCUUCAGCAGCAGGUGGCGGAGCAGCACCACGCAAGCACCGUGCCCAGACCCGGGUCCGUGGCAGAAAGGCUGGCAGAGCUCAUCCUGGAGGCGCGCUAUGGAAACCCGCAGAAGCAGCGCCGCAGCCGCACAGCCUUUACUGUUUCCCAGCUCCAGGCUCUGGAGAAGGCCUUCCAGCAGACACAAUACCCUGAUGUAGGAAUGAGGGAGCAGCUCGCUGUCUGCAUAAACCUGCCAGAGGCACGCAUACAGGUCUGGUUUAAGAACCGGCGGGCUAAGUUUCGCAAGGGCCAGCGAUUUGGUCCCCCACAAAAGGAGGUGAACUUGGAGAAUCUGCACCAGAUCUGUGAAGGAAAAGAGGAGAAGAAGACUGGAGACAGGGACCCAAAAUCAAAAAGCAGAUUAUCUCAUCUCAGAAAUACCAGCAGUGGCCCUGCUGCCUGUAUUCCUGUAAACCCCAGGACCACCCACUCAUACCCAGGAUUGCACACAUCCCCAGUGUCAUCAUUUGCUGGUGGGCACCAUUGUCCCCAACUGCUGAGUCAUCGUUCAGUAGGAGAUAUGUCAGGUGGUAUACAUUUCAUUCCUGCAUUCUGGCCAGGGUUCCAGCCACAGACCCCAGUCUUAGGUAUAGGCCCAGUACAUAAUGACAGCAACCUCAUGCUUCGGGUUGCACCCCCAAAUACAGUUCUGUCUGUCCCCCAGCUGGCCAUGUAGUGGCCCUCCAGGCAACACAAACUAAAGGGCAGAUGAUGGAAAAGAUUCCACUCUAUGAGGGAGACUAUGAGCACCAGUCCUGGAAUCUAGCCAGUUUUUCCCUCACAGAAGACUUCCACAGGGUAUUGUUUUUAAACUCCUCUGACAGAUUUUUUUAUAUUCCACAUAAACCACCCUUAUUUGGAAUAAGUAUGCACCAUGUACUCGUCUGUAAACAAAUCUCACACACACACACACACACACACACACACACACACACACACACACACACAC